CCGCGCGCGUUUCCCAAAUGGGAUCGCCGGAGAGGAUUCUUUUUUUGGAACUGCUCCGAGUGGGCCGCCGCCGCUGCUGCUGCUCUCAUCGCGGCGUCUAAACCCCGCAUGAAGCGCAGCCGCUGCUAACGCCGCACGCAACAGCGGGCCUCGGAGCGGCGGCGCGGUCGUCGGCGGGGGCAUGCUGUCACUUCCCGGAGUGCGCCGCCUCCGUGCGCGCCAGGCCGCCUGUCGACCAGCGACUCUUGGCUGACCUUCGAUUGCAGAGGACACUACAGCUGUCGUACAGCAGCGUACCCACAUGGCUAUCCGACGCAAGAAACCGGGCCAGCCGGCUCGUCUGUCCGACCAGCCCGUCCACCAGUACUCCAAGGCACAUCGUGUCUGCAAAGUCAACAGCAGCAACCCAGCCGUCCGCAACCUGAUCUCCACGACGACGAUGACGACUGCGACAAGGCUUCCGCGGCAGCAUCAAGACCGGAGAAGCGAUGGCACCGAGGCGACCAGCAGCAAAUGUUUUGCCGGCCCGACUGGUCCGACGACCAGCAGCUGUUCGGAACUGCCGAGCGCAGCGACGCACGGCGGCGGCGACGAGAAUCGCUCAGACAAUGCGGCGCUGCCGCAGUGCAAAGACGGGAACAGCAGGACUGGCGAGGGCACCUGCGCAGAGGGCGAUGGCAGUGCGCAGGAGGACGGUGUGCGCAGGUUGCAGAACCGGUUGCGUGACAACUGGUCCAAGCUGGUCACGGACAGAAUUACCAUGAUGGCGUUCGCGCGCUCCCUCAAGGGCCACAAGUGUCCUACGGUUCUCUACUGUCAAAGUUAACUCCGCCUAACAGUAUGCUCUCUUUCCUCGUGUGCAUAUAUCGCAUUGUACACCGACCUUAGGGAUAUGUAUUAGAAAGCCAAAGCGAGCAUACAAUGGGUGUACUUUCGAUGAGGUUCCUGCAAUCGCAGACUGUUUUAGCUUUGAUGCGUUGUCAUCGCAUUGAAAACGUUGGCCUCUGGCGGGAAGCGUAAGCUCAGAGAGAGAGAACAAAAUUUAACAACGCACUCCCAAAACAAUAAAAAAAAAGGGUAUAUACAUUUACGACCCAGGCACAGGCAUAAGAUUGAUAAAUAGAAGCUGUACUAGCAGUGUACUAACCCUGUGAAAUUUAAGCUACGAGUCCAGGGAGCCAGCCACUUAGGUGUUCUUUUUUUUUGUGAAACCCGUCAUCCGUACACUAGAAUUUGCUUAUGGCUACGCAAGAGUUACACAAGCAACAGCCACAUUCUAAAGAAAGCACUUGCCUGCAGCAUAAACAUUCUUUCUCUAGCUGGUCAGUGCCACUAAAAGUGUUCAAAAGUCAAAAAGAAUACUAAAGAGAAGUAUACUGAACGUAAAUUACACACCAGCGCCCCACGGCGUCACAAUCGUGGCAACAUGCUAUUGAUGCAUGUUGAUUGUUUGAUAAGAAAUGAUGGUAGCGCAGAAACGAACUGAGAUUUAACUUGGCAGAGUUUGUGUUUUCCAUGCGAAAAGAAGCAAAAGCAGAAAUAUAUUGCAUGCUGAUGUUGUUAGCACUGGAGAUGGCGUGCACAAUUCAAGAAGGAAAGCUUUACCCUUCAUAUUUUGCAUUAGUAAGUCAUAUUUCCGCCAGAGAGACACAGAAGAAUCUUUGAAAUAUUAAUCAGCCAGUCCCACUGGCUUAACAACUUUCUUCAGUGCCCUUGUAAUAUAAUUCAUACACGGUGGUACACUAUGACACUCGGUUACUUCUCUUGUACAAUGGUCAAAGCAUCCACACAGCUUCCAUACUGUCAUUGGCGCUAGCUGUUGUGGAGUAAAUUGCUAACAAGAGCUCUACUCCCAUCAAGGCAUAGCUCAGAAAGCUGUGUGCAGGUGAAAACAAACAGCAGUAAAAAGCUUACAGACACGGUGCAGUAGAUGAGCUGUUCUUCACGACUGCACAUUUAUGGCACUUUGCUUUUGUUUUCAUGGUACAUACAAGCUUCUUGACCAGUAAACUAACAAAGCUUGAAGCCACGGUUCUAUACAGCAUCGCCUUUGUAACAAUGCGGCUUUCCUCAGGUUCUGUGCGAAGGCCCUGUGCGAUAGUAGCAUUUUUACCCAAUUGAAGUAUGCUCCAUCCGACCUAAGUUAAAUGCAUUAACGUUGCUUAUUUAAGGUAUUAAGAAACAGCAUAUACUAAAGUCAAAAACAGCUUGUGUAGUUGCGUGGACCUUGUGUAACACCAGUGUUUUAAACUGAAAAGAUUAAACUAUAUAUGGGUCUGCAGUGCUUUAAGAUUUACCACGAACUGAGUAGAAGUUCUGAACGGUUUUGAAAUCAUAAUGGUAUGAAAUCACUUUACAAAUGUGCCGUGUUCUGCUGCCCCAAAUGUCCAAGUCUGGCUGAUCAAGACGAUGAAAAUGUAACUAUGGUAGUAUAGAAAAAAGCUAUUAAUGCGUUACUUUAUGUCCACUGCAAAGUGUGCUCCAGAGCACCACUGCCAGAUUUGUGCGACAUUGCUUCAUUGCUUUUGUUGUGACCGGUGUUGAUUGUUGUUGGCAGUGAACACUGCCAUCUGAGGAAUGCUAGUCAAUGAAAAGUCUAUCUGCUCUACAGCUGUCGUAUAGUCUCUUUGUUCUUUUGUGUUGACCAUUUGAUGAAAGAGCAAACAGUAAAAGGCAAAGUAUUUUUAUUACAAUGAAA
Dermacentor andersoni is the source of this 2698-nucleotide messenger RNA. RefSeq lists its product as uncharacterized. The record is from RefSeq and is a predicted model, not a curated record. Lineage: Eukaryota; Metazoa; Arthropoda; Arachnida; Ixodida; Ixodidae.